AUGAGGGAUGUGAAGGUGGAGCGUAGCGUUAUCAGCUACAAUGCUGGUGUAAGCGCUUGCAAGAACAGCAAGCAGUGGCAGCGAGGUUUGUGGCUGCUCGCCGAGAUGCGGGAAGCGAGGCUGAAGCCUAACGUCAUCAGCUACAAUGCUGGAAUCAGCGCGUGCGAAAAAUGCGGGCAAUGGCAGUCGGGCUUGUCGCUACUCAGCGAUAUGAUGAAAACGAACGUCGAGGCCGACAUCAUCAGCUACUGCGCUGGGAUCAGCGCGUGCGAGAAAGGCGAGCAGUGGCAGGGGGCCCUAUCAUUAUUCCGUGAGAUGCAGGAUGCGAAGCUGGAGCUCGACGUCAUCACGUAUAGCGCUGGAAUCAGCGCCUGUGUGAAAAGCGAGCAGUGGGAGCGGGCUCUGUCGCUGCUUAGCGAGAUGCGUGGAGCGAAGCUGGAGCCCGACGUUAUCAGCUGCAGCGCUGGCAUCAGCGCGUUCGAGAAAGGCGGGCGAUGGCAGCAUGCCCUUUUGCUAUUCAGCGAGAUGUGCGAGGCGAAGUCCGAGCCAAACGUCACUUUCAGCUACGGCGCCGGGAUCAGCGCGUGCCAGAAGGGCGAGCAGUGGCAGCGGGCCCUGUCGCUUCUCCGCGAGAUGCGGGGGGCGGCGCUGGAGCCCGACGUCCUCUGCUACAAUGCGGGGAUGAGUGCGUGUGAGGCAGACGGGCGCUGGCCGCACGUGCUGUCGUUGCUGCGCGAGCUGAGGGCAGCGGUGCUGGAGCCGGACGCCGUCAGCUACGGCGCCGCAGCCUGCGCGUGCGACAGGGGCGGGCAGUGGCAGCGAAUGGUGGCACUGCUCACCGAGAUGUGGGAGGCGAAGCUGGAGCCCAGCGUCGACAGCUACGGCGCCGGGGUCAGCGCGUGCGAGAGAAGCGGUUGCCUGGGCCUCGGGGGGCUCUGGCUCCUUCUAGAUCUUGGCCAGGGACCGCUCUGGAGAUAA
This is a messenger RNA of Prorocentrum cordatum, 978 nucleotides long. The record is from the annotation of a GenBank genome assembly. NCBI's taxonomy places the organism in Eukaryota, Dinophyceae, Prorocentrales, Prorocentraceae.